Molecule: messenger RNA, 3172 nt
Organism: Sitodiplosis mosellana (orange wheat blossom midge)
Lineage: Eukaryota; Metazoa; Arthropoda; Insecta; Diptera; Cecidomyiidae
Exons: 2
Biological process (GO): DNA integration
Molecular function (GO): nucleic acid binding
Source: RefSeq, a predicted model, not a curated record
AUGGAUGAAUUACCCAAACGUCAUCAUCGUUCGCCUGAAGAAGAAAUGUGUGAGAAGAUUUUUGUGGAGGGAUACGAGCGCACAGAAAGCGGCCGUUUUUGCGUUCCAAUUCCAAUUCAGCCAAAUGCUGUGCCACUGGGCGAAUCAAAAAAGCGUGCUUUGCGUACAUUGCGUUCAAUGGAAGCUAAAUUUGCUCGCAAGCCUGAAUUCCACCGCAAAUACGUCGAAUUUAUGCGUAAAUUGAUCGACAAAGGAAUCAUGGACCCAUUUACCGAUGUGAAUGAAAAUGCACCGCAUUAUUUUCUGCUGCAUCAUGGCAUUGAAAGCAAGAAGAAAAAACACCGUACGGUUUUCAACGGAUCAGCGCCUACUUCAUCCGAUGAGUCAUUCAAUGACAUUCAAAUGAAGGGUGAAAAAUUUCAGGAUAAUUUGGUCGACAUUCUGCUUCGCUUCCGAACGCAUCGCAUUGCUUUGGUUGGAGACAUCGAGCAAAUGUACCCUCAAGUAUUGGUAAAGGAAGAGUUUCAUCAGAUGCAAUUGGUUUUGUGGCGAGAAGAUACGAAUCAACCCAUCGUCACUUAUUGCCUGACCCGCGUUAUGUUCGGCAUGCGGUACGCCUUACACUCUGCUGUUCGUGCUUUGCAACAGGGUGCUAUCGAAGCUGCACACGAUUAUCCAAAUGCAUCGGCUGUUGCUCGCCGAGAUUUUUAUGUUGACGAUUGCAUGACUGGCGGCGAUUCUGCCGAAGAAGUCAUCGACCUGCGGGCACAACUACAAGAAAUGCUUCAAAAGUCGGGUUUUCCAAUUAAGAAAUGGAGUUCGAACAGUUUCAGCGUCAUGAGUUCCAUUCCUGAUAGCGAUUGGUGUUCAAAAACGCUCUUCGAAGAUUCUGAAACCGAAGAAAACUCCGUACUUGGUGUUGGUUGGGACGCAAUGCUCGACAAAUUGCAGUUUUUCGUCGACGAAAAUGCUUGGGCAGAACGGGUUACCAAAAGAACAGUCACCAGUGACGUUGCCAGAUUGUAUGAUCCGCUCGGUCUAUUGACUCCUGUCAUCACUCGGGGAAAAAUUUUCAUCCGAGAAUUGUGGAUCGCAAAUCUUGACUGGGAUGACAAAUUGCCCGACGAAAAAAGAAACCGUUGGCUUAUCUUCCGCGAGACUCUGAAGAAAGUAGAACUGGUAAGUGUUCCUCGAUGGAUGGGUUCAGUAAGCAACACCGAGCUCGAAUUACACGGAUUCUGCGACGCUUCUGGAUUGGCAUAUGCAGCGUCAAUUUACUACAAAGUCAAAGAUCCAUCUCGUGGCAUUCGAUGCGGCCUACUCACGUCAAAAUCUCGUGUUGCACCCGUACAAUCGGUUUCGAUACCGCGCCUCGAGCUAUGUGGCGCGCUAUUAGUAGCACAAUUGAUGAAAUCAGUGCACAAAGCGCUCGGUGAUCGGCAUAUCACCACCCAUUUUUGGUGUGACUCUCAAAUCGUUUUGCAUUGGAUUCACAAGGCCCCGUGUUUGUUCAAAGAAUUCGUUGCCAACCGAGUGUCGGAGGUUCAAGCGAUUACUCUAUCGAUCGGAGCCGUUUGGCAUUUUGUUCCAGGCGAAUGCAAUCCGGCAGAUAUUGCGUCUCGUGGCUGCGAUGCAGCAAACAUCAUCAACUUUGACCUCUGGUGGAACGGACCUAAAUGGUUGCCAUGGAGCAUAUUCGAUUGGCCUGCACAACCGGCAAGUUUGCCCGCUGCACUUCAGCCAGCAAUGCAGCAUGAACAAAAGGGAGCCACCGUUGCUGCGGUCACGGUAGAAGAGUCGUGGAUAUUGAACAAAUACGAAAAUGUUAGCCAAUUGAUUCUGGUUACUGCAUAUAUUUUGCGUUUCGUUCGAAAUUGUAAAGCUGCUGUAGCCGAACGCAAGAAAAAUGGUUUUGCCAAAUCAGUUGGUAUCGUACAGCCGCUAUCGCAAAUCCUCGAAGCUCUUCUACUCAAUCCGGUCACACGUGGAGAAAUCGCUGGAGCAGAAAAUUUUUGGAUUUUGCAAACUCAGGCGUCGGCAUACGCUGAAGAAUUGCAAUACCUCGCCAAUCGUACCGAGCUGAACAAAAAGAGUAAACUCGCCAAAUUAUGCCCAUUUUUGGACUUUGAUGGCAUUAUCAGAGUCGGCGGUCGUUUACAGAGUGCAAAUGCAUCAUAUGAUGAAAAGCAUCCAGUAAUUUUGCCCGGAAAUUCCACCUUCGUUCAAAUGCUGAUUCGCAGAGCUCACAUCACUCUCAUGCAUGGAGGUGCACAAUUGGUAACACGCUGUUUGCGGCAGAAGUAUUGGUUCAUCGGUGGUCGAAAUGCAAUUCGAAGCACCAUUUUUGAUUGCAUCGUAUGUAAAACGCAUCGCAAGAAAAAUGAGGGUCAACAAAUGGCACCGCUCGUACAGUCUCGCGUCAACAUUGUUGAGAGGCCUUUCACCGACAUCAGCAUCGACUAUGCUGGGCCAUUCGAACUGAAACGAUGGAGUGGGCGGUGCAAAACGAUGGUAAAAGCAUAUGUUUCAGUUUUCAUAUGCAUGGCCACCCGCGCAAUACAUUUGGAAUUAGUGCUCGACCUCACCACCGACGCCUUUAUCGAUGCAUACGAGCGCUUUGCAGCCAGACGCGGGCACUGUCGCUCAAUCCGAUCUGAUAAUGCGAAAAAUUAUGUCGGAGCAAAGAACAAACUCGAUCGAGUAUUGGAUGUAUGGAAUCAAAGCGCUCAAGCCAGCAUAUUGGCCAGUCGCGGCAUCGACUGGCAUUUCAUUAUGCCCCGAUCUCCAUCACAGGGCGGCAGCCACGAAGUAGCAGUCAAACUGUUCAAACAUCACCUCAAGCAUAUUGAAGGAUGUUUGAACUCACGACCAUUGGGAGUUUUGAACGAAGAUGCCGAUGACGAACUUGCGCUCACACCAGCUCAUUUUUUGGCUGGUAGUUCAUUUGAAUCGGUCCCUACCGAUUUGCCCAUCACCGAAAGCGGUACAUUGGCAACCAAAUGGCGCCAGUUGCAACAAAUUCAGCAACUAUUUUGGAAGCGAUGGCAAACCGAUUACAUCAAUUCACUUCAAGUUCGAAACAAAUGGCUAAACCCCAAAGAAAACAUUCAAGUCAACGAUAUCGUAGUGGUUUGCGAAGACAACAUGCCACCAGCUCAGUGGAGACUGGGCC